UUAGCGCGGUUGCAAGUUGAAGCAACGCCGACGUCGUCGAGAUCGGCAGCAGGGAUGGACGAUGAGGCGUCAACAUCCAAGUCGGUUCGCAUGAAUGCUAGAAAAGAAGUCGACCAGCAUGAGGCAGCUGUUGCAGUCGAGUUUGCCAACAGCUCGAGGUGGAUCGACGCCGCAGAGUACGAACGUCUCGCUUCCAUCAUGGCGCGCGAAAAGGAGGACGAAUUCCGCAAGUCCCAACCAGCCUUGCAAUUGCACAAGCCCAAGACAAAAUCGUGGCACCCACCAGCAAGAGUUCCUCUCCAUAAACGCAAGCAGCCCGACUUGGCGAUUCCCGAAGCACUCAAAUCAGUUGCUGCUCCAGCUCCUCCACCGAAGCACAACUUUCCUUCUCCACUCACCCAGGGACAUCGAACCAUAAAGCUGCGCGAAAGCAUUCAAAUGCGUGAAAAACAGAGUUCGAUGGUGUCUCUGCGCCUGGCAAACAAAGAUCUGUACGCAACACUAGUGGAACGAUUCCGACACAACACAACAAUGGAGCCAGCAAGUCCUGUGAAGAGCAUCAUGGAUGUCAACAACGUCCACACGAUUGAGGACGCGAUCUUGUACUUUCUAUGCGAGAAGCAUCGGCGCAAUAUCUUGUACUUCCAGCUGGAGAAGCAAAAGCCGAACGAUUCUGUGUUCCGGCCGUAUGACCUUGUCCAUAUUCCACCGCUGACUCAAAACAACAAAGAAGAGCACUACGUCAUGGGGCCUACCAACAUGGUUCACUACAAGGCAAACGAGAACGUCGAGUGCAUACCUGUCGCCGAGUGGGUCUACCAUAGUCACAUGUUUGACCAUCUGCUCAAGGGCAUCCCGCUGUUCCAGCAACUCCUUCGUCGACGCAUGUUUGCCAGUUGGUGUUUGAAUGUCAAGUUGCGUCUCUAUCGCGAGACACGAAUGCAGCUUUGCCGAACUUUGCACUUUGCCCGCCCACACUUUCAGCAGGCGUUGCGCACUAUCCACGAUGUCAGCACAACCAUUCGAAGGAUAUGCGCGCUCGAUGUGACGUCGGACGCAACUUCCAAAGCCAUCACGCUCAACGAGUGGAACCACUUGCACGAAACAAAAGUUGGUGUCAUCGAGAGCCAACUCAACGAUGCCAAAGCGAUGGUGCAUGUUGCAUUGUACACGUUGGUGGAAUCGAUCCGCGACGACGGGUCACCUGAUCUACUCCUCGAACAGCUUGACAACGCCGAUAUGUACAAGAUGCGCCAAGCGUAUCCGCCUUGGAAGUCGAUUCCGAUAGUCGCUUUGAAGCAAUUUAAACAGGACAACAAAACCCUAGUCACCCAAGCGAAACGCGACUUGGUCUUGCUGCCGUCGCUGUUUCGGUUAUUGCAAUACGUUUUCACCGAAAGCUUGUACUUUAUGGUGCUGGCUUCAAUCAACCGAUUGCAUAUGCAGUUUUCAGCAGCGCAAGGAUGCUCCAUCACAGUCGCUGUGUCGUUUCUACUCCAAGAUGCGAAUGGAAUGGUGCUAGAGCCGUCGGAGGCAGACAUGCUGCAUCACUCAAUGGAAGCGCUGUCACGGCUCAUUGCGCUUUCCAACAGCUACUCGAGCGAAUAUCGACUGGUGGAGUACUUGACUCCACGCGAAAUCUCGGAUGCUGUGCCAGAUGGACACAUUGUGCCUGGCAUGAGGCUUGUGGAUCUGCUCAAGUUGGACUCAAAUUUUCAUACCAAAGUCCAGAAUAUCCGCAUGGCGAUCAAAGUUGCCUUUACGAAAGUUGCGACCCAAGUCAAAUCAUUUGAAAUGCUGCGACCGAUCUACGGAGCACUUCAAGACCCCUCGGAAGAGCUGCCCACCAUGGGCAACUUGUCAAAUUACAUGGUGAAUCUCCCAAAUUUGCUCAAGUCUAUUCACACAAAGAUUGGUCGCCUCGACGCGUGGCAGCACCAGUGCCAUAAGACUCAGGCGAGCUGGAACAUUGGAUUUCUCGAGAUACAUUGCCGACAUAUUAUUAGUGAACUGCUCGAACGGAUCAACAACCAAAGAAUUGUUGCCCACCAACUGCUGACCGAUUUGACGACACAAGGAAUUCUACAGUGUGUCACAUCAUUGAAGGACGCUAUCACAGUCAUGGACGAACGGCCGCAAACGACAGAGGCGUUUUGCGAACAACGGCGAUGCAUCCGCACGCUCUCUGACAACGAAAAGCAGCUCUUACAAGAAAUUCGAAUGGUGGAAGAAGCAUACAAAGCGCUUCGAACAAAUUGCCCUGCGGCAGCGUCAGAUUGCAUUGGGCAAUUCAACCUCAUACACGCUUUGCAAGCAAAAUACAACCUGAGCUUCCAAGCAAAUAUCAAAUUCAGCAAAAAGAUGCUACCUGUGAUCGGCCAGCAAGUGGCCCAGGCCCUCCAGAAAUUCACGGCGCAGUGCAAACGCAUUCUCAAUGCCCUCGAAGCCAACGCUACGGUGCGCAACACGCAGGUCUUUGCCACGGGCAAAGCGGACUUUGAAAGCAGAUUGAACCCACUCAAUGAAAUUAAAUCUGAACUCGACAGCAUAGCCGACGCAGCAGUGACAUACUACGACUACCAAAAGAUCAUGGGAAUUAAAGUGACACCCAUCAUCUUACUCGAGAGUGCUCGGGUCCUCUGGCUCGAAGUGCAUGACGUGUGGACUUUGUGUCAGCAGUGGCGCUUGACUCACGCAAUGAUGCAUGCUCACAAGUUUAUUGUUCAGUCUUGGCUAAAAAAUCAAGCCGCGACAAAGGAUUUUCUCGUUCGAUCGGAGAGCCUCAAAUGCCGGUUUGAAAACAAGAUAUUUUUUGCAAUCCAAGCCGAACUUCAUGCGUUCCUCAAGCAGUUGGACCUCGCCGUCGAAUUAGGCGCGCCGUACAUCAAACCACUCCACUGGGAACAAAUUUUCAAAGUACGGGGACUUUAUAUUGACCAACGAACUGAUUGAAAUUUCA
This is a messenger RNA of Aphanomyces invadans, 2959 nucleotides long. RefSeq lists its product as hypothetical. Gene Ontology annotation, molecular function: dynein light intermediate chain binding; dynein intermediate chain binding; minus-end-directed microtubule motor activity. Gene Ontology annotation, biological process: microtubule-based movement. The record is from RefSeq and is a predicted model, not a curated record. Bases 55 to 2952 code for a protein of 965 amino acids. Gene Ontology annotation, cellular component: dynein complex. The transcript has 10 exons. Lineage: Eukaryota; Oomycota; Saprolegniomycetes; Saprolegniales; Verrucalvaceae.